This is a messenger RNA of Lagopus leucura (white-tailed ptarmigan), 3230 nucleotides long. It is a transcript of the gene DLGAP4, whose product is annotated as DLG associated protein 4. Gene Ontology annotation, cellular component: glutamatergic synapse; postsynaptic specialization. Gene Ontology annotation, biological process: signaling. The transcript is spliced from 12 exons. Lineage: Eukaryota; Metazoa; Chordata; Aves; Galliformes; Phasianidae. Gene Ontology annotation, molecular function: molecular adaptor activity. The record is from RefSeq and is a predicted model, not a curated record. Bases 300 to 3152 code for a protein of 950 amino acids.
UCUGCCACCCAGCUCUUCCAGCUGUGCAGCCAGUGCAUGGACCAGCAACGUCCCCCAGAUCACGCCUGACAGCAGCAUCCUGGCAGAAGAGGCACCUCGGAGAGCAGCGUUCAGACUGUCUUCAUGAGGGGCGACUCGAGCCCAGAGAGAAACGCAGUGCACGGGAUGCUGAAUCUGGCCUAGUCCUGCAACCCAGCAAGCUGUGAGAGGUGCAGAGAAGUGUGGGGAGCAGGGUUGGCACCCACACAAAGGCUCUGCUUGCACCAUCCGUGAGCGAUGCUCUAGAAAACAGUGGGACCAUGAAGGGCUUAGGAGACAACAGAAGCCGCCACCUCUCUGAUAACCUGGACUCCCCUCAAGACUCUCUUUAUGCCCCCCAGGACAGGAAUCCAUAUCUCCUCAGCCCCACUGACUCCUUCACCAUGGACCCCCGAUUCCCAGCCCAGAACACCCUCCAUGGUGACUGUCUCCUUCCACUCAACAACCAGAUCUCCAAUAGCAGCACUUUCCCCCGCAUCCAUUACAACUCCCACUUUGAGGUCCCAGAUGAGAGCCCUUUUCCAAGCCAUGCCCAAGCCACCAAAAUCAACCGCUUGCCUGCAAACCUCCUUGACCAGUUUGAGAAACAGCUGCCCAUCCACAGAGAUGGCUUCAGCACCCUCCAGUUUCAGAGGAGCGAUGCAAAACACCGGAGUGAAAGCCCUGGGCGGAUCCGGCACCUUGUCCACUCCGUCCAGAAACUAUUUGCCAAGUCCCAGUCUCUGGAGGGCCCCACCAAAGGCAGUGUGAACGGUAAGAAAGGGGCUGAUGACCCCAAGCAGAACCGAAGGAGCAAGAGCAAAGACCGAGCAAAGACUUCCGAGCCCAAGCGCAGGACCAGAUCCAACAUAUCAGGCUGGUGGAGCUCAGACGACAACUUAGACAGUGACACCUGCAGCUACCGCAACCCAAUGGGCCUCAUGACACUGGGCCGGCAGCCGGACCACAGCCAGCCGAAGUACUUCAUGCAUGCUUACAACACCAUCAGCGAGCACAUGCUGAAAUCCUCCAAGAGCAAUAACGACCUCAAGGUCACCCCUUGCACCAAUAUCCCCAUUAACAAUGACUCCAACUACAUUAAGAGGGGCUCCUGGUCCACACUGACACUCAGCCACGCUCGGGAAGUGUGCCAAAAGGCCUCAGCCACAAUCGACAAAGCCUUGCUGAAAUCCAAGUCCUGCCAUCAAGACUUGGCCUACCACUACCUGCAGGUGCCUCAGGGGGAGUGGAACAACACGCUGUCUCGGGACAAAGACAGUGAGAUCCCAUGCCGGCGCAUGCGGAGCGGGAGUUACAUCAAAGCCAUGGGGGAUGAUGAUAGUGAAGACUCAGAAAGCAGCCCCAAACCAUCCCCAAAAACUGCAGCUCGGAGGCAGAGUUACCUCAAGGCCACCCAACAGUCCCUGAGUGAGCAGAGCACCACCCAAAGGAGCCUGGACCGCCUGGACUCUGUCGAGAUCCUCCUACCUCCAAAGUUCCCAACCUGGGAGGAAGAAUACAACCAGAUCUCCGACAGUGUCAAUGACUCCAGUUGCAUCAACCAGGCGAGAGAGCCGGAGCUGGGGGAGCAGUACGAGGCAGUCUGCGACUCUACCUACAGCGAGGCCGAGUCAGCGGCCGCCGAGGUGCUGGACCUGCCCCUGCCCAGUUACUUCCGCUCCCGGAGCCACAGCUACCUCCGAGCCAUCCAAGCGGGCUGCUCCCAGGAUGAGGACACCAGCUCUGUCCGCUCCAUCUCCCCCCCGCCAGCAGGCAGCCUCAGUGGCAGCAGGACCCUGCCCACCAACAGUUCAUCAUGCCUAGUGGCAUAUAAAAAGACUCCACCUCCUGUCCCACCUCGGACCACAUCAAAGCCGUUCAUCUCUGUCACUGUGCAGAGCAGCACUGAAUCGGCACAGGACACCUACCUGGACAGCCAGGACCACAAGAGCGAGGUGACCAGCCAGUCGGGACUGAGCAAUUCUUCAGACAGCUUAGACAGCACCAGGACACCCAGCGUUACGAGGGGCAGCAUCGUGACUCCAGCGAGAGACACUCCAGAGCUACCGCAGAAAAAUGCAACUUUGAAAAGCGACAAAGGGACUCUGACGAGUGAAGAGCCCAAAGUGGAGAACGUCCCCAAAAGAAAACUGUCAUCUAUAGGAAUACAAGUUGACUGCCUUCAGCCAGUGGUCAAAGAGGAGCCUCCUCCACCAGUCACCAAAUUCCAGUCCAUCGGGGUUCAGGUAGAAGACGAGUGGCGAAACAGCCACUCUCGCAGUAUGUCCUCCAAACAGGAUACAGACUCUGACACGCAGGAACCCAACAACUCUAGCUGUAAAUCAUCUGAGAGAAGCGUUGCUGAGUGCCCCCAACACAACAACUCUGUUGGUGUUGAUACCAGUGCCAGGCAACCAGCCAAGCCCUCACAGAUUAAGAGAAACCUCUCCUAUGGAGACAACACUGACCCAGCCCUGGAGCCUUCCUCUCUCCCUCCUCCUGACCCUUGGCUUGAGACAUCAUCUGCCUCGCCAUCGGAACCCACGCAGCCCGGAGCCUGCCGGCGAGAUGGGUUCUGGUUUCUGAAGCUGCUGCAGGCAGAAACAGAGCGGUUAGAGGGCUGGUGCCGCCAGAUGGACCAGGAGACUAAAGAGAACAAUCUCUCUGAAGAAGUCUUAGGAAAAGUCCUGAGUGCAGUGGGCAGUGCACAGCUACUAAUGUCACAGAAGUUCCAGCAAUUCCAUGGCCUCUGUGAACAAAACUUGAACCCUAAUGCCAAUCCCAGACCCACAGCCCAGGACCUAGCUGGGUUUUGGGACCUCCUGCAGUUGUCCAUUGAAGACAUCAGCAUGAAAUUUGAUGAGCUGUACCACCUGAAAGCUAACAGCUGGCAAUUGGCAGAGACACCGGAGAGAAAGGAAGAGAAGAAACCACCCCCUCCAGUGCCAAAGAAGCCAGCAAAGUCCAAAUCCCAACUGAACCGGGACAAAGCCUCUGAUUCAGACAAGCAGCGCCAGGAAGCUCGCAAGCGUCUCAUGGCAGCCAAGCGCGCUGCCUCUGUGCGGCAGAACUCGGCCACGGAGAGUGCAGACAGCAUCGAGAUCUACGUCCCCGAGGCACAGACGCGCCUUUGAGCGAAGGGGCAGAGGAAGGAACCGUGUGGUUUUUAUAAGUCAUUAAAAAGGGGAAGAAAAAAAAAAAAAAAGGUUCUC